Fusarium redolens is the source of this 2106-nucleotide messenger RNA. RefSeq lists its product as uncharacterized. Lineage: Eukaryota; Fungi; Ascomycota; Sordariomycetes; Hypocreales; Nectriaceae. The transcript has 4 exons. The record is from RefSeq and is a predicted model, not a curated record. The coding region runs from base 1 to 2106 and encodes 701 amino acids.
AUGAAUGCCUUGGAAGCUGAGCAUAGCAUAGCUUCACAAGCCGUAGUGGAGCUGGAGCAGUCUGUUGGUCCCCCUGGUGGCUCUUCUGACGACUCCUCCGAUCCGACCCAAGCACAAGAUGUUGCCGGGCCAGACUCUUCUGCGGAUCUUGAACUGCGCGUGUUCAAGAUAUGUGGUCUCUGCAAGUUUCCAUUUCAAGAAGUUCAAGCCGUCAUUGGUCUCGACCGAACUAGCUCUACCCAGCCUCUCACCUGGAGCGACAAAUACUGCCCAGCUGGUGAGAGAUACUGUGAAGCAUCACACGAUAAGGGGUUCCAUGCAGCUUGUGCCAAGAUUGUAGGCGAUGAUAUUUUUGCCAAGGGAUUCCUGGAAUCUUGUACAUGGGACCUCGUUAGGUUCAGGUUCCAGGAUUCAUUCUCUCAACCACCACCGUCUUUUUUGGCACUACGCACUCGACGUCUCAAAUCAUCCCUUGCCCUGGAACUCAGGCACGCCGUCAGACAUCGACUUCCGAUCGAGGUAUGCGAAAACGUUGCAACGUACUGCCUGAGCGAAUAUGCGACAAAGCUCCACCUGGAUGCCUGGCAACAUCGGGAUCCUGGUGGCCCGAAGGAAGAAGUCAUACUUCCCAUCUUCGAAGGCCAAAUCGUUUGGGCCCAGUACGUUGAGAUCGAGGGUCGUAAUUACGUCAAGUCCCUGUCAACUGCUCAUGUAAUCGAGAAUGAUACAAAGCUCUUUGUCGCCAAGCCCAAGUUUCCUUCACACAUGUACUUGAAGAUGUACUUCGCCGAAGAUAGUUUGGGAGUACGUAGCGUCAUUGUCGGGUCGGAUGAUGGGAUUCGGUGUAUUUAUGAACCCGGACUCAGAUGGGUCUCCAUUCCUGGUGACUUUUACCAUCUUCCAUUUUCUAUCAAGAUGAAAUUUGAUGGUCUCAAGCUACGUAACUUAAAUGUCACCGGACACGAGAAAAGACGGCCCUGUGGCCAGCGAGUACGCUGGGCCAUCUUUCCAAGGGACUUCGUCUACGGGGCCUCUCCAGGAGAUGACCUCUUCGAAAGUAGUCACAGGGCAGCAAUUCAUGCAGUUGAGUGGAACCUACCUAGGGCCUGUGGCUAUGUCAUCGGCCUGAAAGGCAGUUGUAUUUGCUCUAUUAUUCCCAAUAGAUCGGGUAAGCUGUCCGCUUGUGUUAUUGAUGCAUAUAGUAACAGUAGCUCAAUGUGGCUCUAUUUUCCUGUUGAUCCUGACGAACGAAUCUCCGAACUCUGGCUUCGCACGGGAUUCUUUCCAGACAAUGAUGACCCCGGGACUCGAUCAAAGUCUCUUAUAAUUAUCACAAACAAUGGCCGCAGUCUUAUCCUUGGCCCUGAUAUCCGAUCUCGCUUGCCCCUCAAUGAUCAUCUCUUCAGCUACGAAGCGCUUGCCGAUUUGCCAUCCACCCCUACUCAAACACUUUACUAUAAACAGGGAUACAACGAGUCUUGGCUCGGGUUUGAGAAAAUGACAACAUGGGAUCAGCGCAAGAUCGAACUCUCAUUUGGACCGCCAUCCAGACCAGGCCCAUACUUCUGGGAUGCCCAAUUCCUUUCAUCGUCCGCCGAACUGGAAAACAUUCACACGAUUACUCCAUGUCGAGGCUGGGGAAAAUGCGUAGAUGACGCGAUCGUUGGUCUGCUCUUCACCUACACCGACGGCCGCCAACGAUCCGUUGGACAAAUUCGCCUCGAUCACUUGGAGGACCCCAUCAUGGUUACUUCUGACAGUUUUUGGCUUGGGAGCUCCGAUGAGAACACCAACCAUCAUCAUGAAGAGCCUUGUCUGCCGACAGGGAACAUCACGUGGCUAGGUGUCUGCAAGCCAACGGCAAAUGCUGAAGUGCAAUACGUCGAGAUUCCACGGAGAGGACAACUGGAGUGGCGGUCAAGUUGGGAUAUUACGCCUACUAAAAGCCUCGUGCGACAUCUUGAGGGCAGCGAGUUGCAAAGUGAGAUGGAUAAAGUGUUGGCACGCGAGGCUGCAUCUGGUACAGCUGCUUCUAAGAUGGUCAAGACGUUCUCUGUUCACACCGGUAACAUGUGCGCCACCAACGAACAAGAAUAUGCUAGGUAG